Messenger RNA from Pelodiscus sinensis (Chinese soft-shelled turtle), 1218 nucleotides. RefSeq names its product transmembrane protein 17 (gene TMEM17). Gene Ontology annotation, cellular component: ciliary transition zone. Lineage: Eukaryota; Metazoa; Chordata; Testudines; Trionychidae. Gene Ontology annotation, biological process: non-motile cilium assembly. The record is from RefSeq and is a predicted model, not a curated record.
UUUUAACAGAAAACUUUUCUGUUAAAAGCAUUUGCGGAAAAUCAUGCCAGUCUAGACGUAGCCUCUGUGCCUUUCUGUGAAAAUACUACCAUCCCUUCACACUCAGCCAGGCACUCGGUGUAACUUGCCAGAUAUUUUAUACCACCACCUAGCAUAUUUCAUCUGAAAAGCACAAAGCACUCCAGGACGUAAAAUAAAUCAGACUCUCACUGCCACCACAUGUAACGGAUGGUUUGGGUGUUUGAAUUGGAUCUGCUGAAACAGGGACACGUAACAGGACUUACAGAUAAUGAAAUAGUUGCCAGUUUGCCAUUGCAGAUGUCCCUCUAUUUCAACCUUUACUUUUUCCCAUUUUGGUGGGUAAGCAGUGUGGUCAUGCUCCAGCUGAAGUACCCAGUCUUGCCAGAUUACUACAAGUUCAUCCUGGUCACAGUCAUCGUCAUAGUCUCUCUCAUUGAGGCCAUCCGACUGUAUCUUGGAUAUAUGGGCAAUCUGCAGGAGAAGGUUCCUGAAUUGGCUGGCUUUUGGCUCCUGAGUCUCCUCCUGCAGUUGCCCAUAAUCUUCUUCUUGCUCUUUAAUGAAGGUCUGACGAUCCAGCCACUGGAGCGAGCAGUUCACAUCAUUUUUGCCCUCUUCCUCGCCUUUCAGGUCAUUAUGGCUUUUCUUGCCUUGAAAAGAAUGGUGAACCAGCUAGCAGUCCGUUUCAGCCUUAAUGAAUUUGACCAGCUGGACUAUCAGCCCUCAUCAGAUUAUCCGGCCUGGGAGAAGAGGAGGGUGCAGGCGCCAUGGAGAGAAGGACACUUUGAGGAAGCGCUUCCAUCAAAUACUGAUUGGGAAUCUGCACUCAGGGCUUGACAGGUUAUAUCUACGAUAGAAUCUCAGGAUGGGCAUCUCUUGCUGCUAUAGUCUUACUGUUUCCAUUUCUGUGGCUCCUUCUCAACCUUAUUUGUCAGAAAUGUAGUUCUGCCACAGCCACCAUUAAAGAGGAGAGAUUGAAACUUGACCAUCACAUCGGCACCAUUGGUUCUGCCAGUUACACAGUUGACUUCAUUUGUACAUAGUUAUUCACUGGACAAAAUGUCUGCAGCAUGGGUUUGGUAGGUUUUGUACUUUAGCAAACCUUAAUUUUUUGUAAAUGGUGUACAAAAGAUGUUAUGAUUUUGAACAAGGAUAUUUACAAUAAAUUAGUAUUCAUUUUAAUCACUCUUCAUGCUCAAU